CCGGUGCGGGGCGGUCCCGGUGCCCCUUUCGCUUUCCCUUUCCUCCCCUGCCCUCCGCCGGCCCCUCCCGCCGCGCUCCCAUGGCGGCCCGCUUCCACUUCAGGAUGCGGGAGGAGGAGGCGGAGGACGAGGCGAGCUACUGGGCGUACGACUCCACCUGGGAGGAGGAGGAGGAGGAGGAGGAGGAGGAUGGCGGCGGCGAGGAAGCAGGCGAGCCGGCGGAGGCGGCAGGCGGGGCGGAGCCGCAGGCUGCCGGGGAGCAGCCGGUGCGGAGCUGGCUGGGGGGCUCCUGGCAGGCCCAGCCUAGGUGGUAUACUUUAUGGCUGAAGCUGAUAAAGUUUUUGUUCAAUACUGAAUGCUCAGGCAGGCGCAACUGGAACGCAGCAAGAGACCUGCAGAGAUACAGACGUCGGUACCCGGACUUGACAGAAUCAGAAAAUGAGGAGGAAGAAGAGAUGUGGAACUUAAGCUUUUACAAAAAUGAGAUUCAUUUUAAGCCCAAGGGUUUGCGUAUUGAAACUCUGCUUCAAUCUUGGUGGGACAACUAUGAAGUUCUGGAGGAAAACCAUUCUUACAUACAAUGGCUCUUCCCUUUACGUGAACAUGGGAUGAACUUCCAUGCCAAACAACUCACACGUCAAGAAAUCCAGGCCUUUAAGAAGUCUGAAGAAGUGAUGCAAAGGUUUGUACGUGCUUAUCAGCUGAUGCUGAGGUUUUAUGGGAUCACUCUGGUCAACGAGGAAACUGGAGAACUCAGGAGAUCAGAGAACUGGGUUGAACGAUUUCAGAACUUGAACCGAUACAGCCACAACAAUUUGCGGAUCACGCGCAUCCUGAAGUGCCUGGGGGAGAUGGGGUAUGAACACUAUCAAGUGCACUUGGUGAAGUUUUUCCUGACAGAAACUCUCAUUCACGAAACGUUACCAAAUGUCAGGAGAAGUGCCUUGGAUUACUUCCUGUUCACCAUCAGAAGCAAACAGAAGAGAAGGGAACUAGUCCACUACGCUUGGCAGCACUUCAGACCUCGAGGGAGCUUCGUGUGGGCACCACGCAACAAACUCCUCAAGUACAGGGCACACUCUGCAAAGUCCCAGCUACACCAAAAGGCUGAAGAUAAACAGGAAAUUCCUGAUAAAAAAUGUGAUGGAUCUGUGGAAGAGCAUCAGAACCAGUCUCUAGAGCAGGAACAGAAAGCUGGGGAUGCUGCAGACUUGCAGCCUAAAGUGAAUGAUGAAGAUGUAAAGGAGAAGUUAAGCGAAUGUGUUUUGAAGGGAAGGGAUGGUGAGGAGGAGAAUGGGGCUUCAUUUACACAGCAGGAGGAGAAGGGUUUAAACAGUGAGACCGAAGAGGUGCAGGGUGCAGCAGAGAAUGAUUGCACAAAGGAGAGCAAGAAGAGAAAACUGGAUGCAAAUAUGGCAGAUGCUAAAACAUGUGGGGCAUUGAAAAGCCCCACUGACAUUGAAAACAUUUCCCGUAAUCUGGGGGAAUGUGCAAUUGGUGCAGAAAUCUCCUCAGUUCCACUCUUAGAAGCAGGAGAGGAUCAGGAAACACAGAAAGAAGAUAGUGCAAGCACCAAAGACUCCCCAGUGCCAGAGACUGCUGGUGCAACUGUGAAACGGAGGAAAGUUGAUAAAAGAACAUCCAGAAGCAAACCAUGCAACUUGGCCAUAAACCUAAACAUGGGGCUUUCUACUUCUAGUGCCAAGUUAAAUCCAUCUGUUGCAAACACUGAGGCUGUAAAAGAAAAUACCAGUGAGAAGAAUUCAACUGUGGAAGCAACAAGUGAGAAGGAUGGUGGUGAUGCCAGUGGUGGGGCUGUCAGAGCCCCGGCUGAGUCUGGGCUUCCUGAGACUGGCUGGACUUCUCCAAUAAGUGAUGGCUUGGAGUCUAGUGGAGAUCAAGUCACAGCAAGGAAUGAUGAGCACCACUGCAAGAGCACAUUUCUGGGAGGCAAAAGUGAGGUAGAUGGGGUAGAACAGCAUAAGACCACAGAAAAUGCAAGUGGGAAGGGGCAAGCAGAAGUCACAAGCAAGAAACAAGACCCAGAUAGUCUUGAGCAGAGCAUGGCAUCCACGUGUCCUGAAGCAGACAGUGCUGAGGCUACAUCACAAAAACCUGAAAGCUCUGAGGACAGAGCAGAACCUGAUGAGGAGCAGGUAGCAGCAGAGUGAGACCAGCUCUGCAAGCACUCGAGCAAGUGGACAUGACCCUGCCCUGACUGCUAGGACCCAGCUUCAGUCACCUGGACAGCAGAAGUACACAGAAAAAUCAACUUUCUUUGGGCUGAUCCAGACGAGCCCUUGUUGGACUUUUACCCUUCCACACUUCUUUAAUUAUCUGUAGUACCUCACUGAGAUCCAGCCCUUGGUUACCUUAAAGAGGAAAACUAAUAUAGUCAUCUUCACAGACAGGCUGUGUCCUGUUCCUAGUUUUUAUCUGAUGUUCAGGACACUCUUGGAGUAAGAGGGAUUUUUGCACUUUGCUUUGGUUCUGAUAUGUCCCUUCUUAAACAGCAGAGGGAAACUGUAAUAAUCUGUUUCCUUGUUUGAAUUAGUCAAAUAUUUGUUAAAUACAUGAUUUUUAGUGUAUGGCCUAAUUUAGCAUGACCUAAUUUGCCAGACCUUUCGAUCACCAUGUAACUGUUUCUUAUUUUGAAAGGCUGUACCUUCCCAGGAGGUUUAUUCCUGGCCAAGAUGCUGUGUGUCUGCUUCCUAGAGCAUCAAUAAUUAUUUUUGUGGCAUUUGCCUGAAAGAUUGUGUGUUUCACAUCAGGAAAGAGCAUAGUUACCUCUCCUCCUGUAAAGAGAGCAGGUUUGACUUUAAACUGGGAUGUGUAGCCAAAAGGUAUCUCUGACCAGUAUUAACCUUUGGGCACAGGUGCUGUUCACUAGGGUGCAAGGUGCUGAUUCAUUUGUUCCAUUUAUCCCCUGCAGAAGUUGCUUUGUACCUCUGGUUUGAAUUGAGAAUAUGAUUUGUCUACUGGUUUCUAAGGGAAAAAACCUUCAGGCUCCACAUCAAGCUGCUUUUCCCCAGGUUUUUCCACCACUUUCAGACCCUUGAUAGUCGUCCACAGAUACUUAUGCCCACUACUGGUUCAGAGUCCUUCCCUCCUUCCUCAGUAGCCAAAAAUGGAACAGAUAUUUGUCAUUGCAUCUUUGCAGACUCUGCCAUUAAUUUGCAGUGGGACUGUCUGUUCCACAGACCCAUUCCAUGAAGUUAGAUGUGGCAAAUUUAACCCACUUCCUAGUUUGAGGCAGGAUUGUUUUACCAUUAAUGAUCAGCAUGUCAGACAGUGAGGGCAUGUUACAGUGCAACAUGUCUGGAAACCACUGGGCUUUGUGAGCAGUUAAUUGAAAUUUUAAUUGGAGGGGGUACACUUGUCUGGUUCAUUUAUUUAUAGCCCUCAAGAAUUUACUUUCAGACCUCGCCAGCCUUGAUGUUGCUGACCUCCCUGUUAGCUGCUCUGCCUGAUUUAUACAGUAUUCAACCAAGUCUGAAGGAGCGUUAAACAAUUUAGCACUUGAGCUCCUGGGGGUUUGCAACAGAGGACUUGCUUUGUGAAGUGGAGGAAACAGUUUCCAACAGCCAGAAGGUCUGAGCUUCCUGUUUGCUCAGAUUGUUUGAGUUUGUGGGUGUUUGGGUCCUGUUCGGUUUGUGUAGGAGAUGGCUAGAGGCUUGCCUGCCUUGCCAGAGAGCAGAUUCUGUAGCCUGCACAGUGUUCAUGUUUUUCCUCUCUCUGCUACAGUCCUAAGUAGUUCCAUCUUUCAAGGAAUUUGAUCAGUGACUUCCCUUCCCAGACUGUAGAUCCUGGUCCAACAUGCCACAUACAUGUGUGUGGGAAUGAAAGUCUGCAAGCUUAACAAAGGUCCUGGUCACACACAUGCUGGAGAAAGGCUUUAAUGUUUUUAAAACGUGGGGUUUUUUCCUUCUUAUGAAUAAAUGGAGUUAAAGAGCCAAUGAGAAUACACUUAAUGACAUAUAAAUACUUGAAGAUGCUGAGUGAAAAUCCUUUCAUAAAAAAAUUCAUGGCUUUUGUACAGAUUUAUAGUAAUUUUCUUAUUUAAUGAAGUUCUCAUUGUGAAUGUGUGCUCAGCUGGGGCAUAUAUUUGUACCUUGUUAUGGUGAUGUGAGAUGUGGUUUUGUGUUUGAUGGGAUUUCACUGUGAGCCCCAGGCUGGAGUGCUCAAACCAAACUUCCCUCUCACCACCAGGUUCAGAGCCCUGGCUGCUGAUGUUUGCAGUGAGUUCACAGGAUGUUUUCCAGCAGUCAAAGCUGUAUCGUGGGAUCUGUUCUGUUACUGUCACCUAUUAAAGCAUGACUACAAUGCA
Molecule: messenger RNA, 4327 nt
Organism: Apus apus (common swift)
Lineage: Eukaryota; Metazoa; Chordata; Aves; Apodiformes; Apodidae
Gene: OGFR
Product: opioid growth factor receptor
Exons: 8
Coding region: 81-2171 (696 amino acids)
Cellular component (GO): membrane
Molecular function (GO): opioid growth factor receptor activity
Source: RefSeq, a predicted model, not a curated record